Cololabis saira (Pacific saury) is the source of this 1750-nucleotide messenger RNA. Its product is annotated as dual specificity protein phosphatase 3-like. The transcript has 3 exons. The coding region runs from base 125 to 685 and encodes 186 amino acids. The record is from RefSeq and is a predicted model, not a curated record. NCBI's taxonomy places the organism in Eukaryota, Metazoa, Chordata, Actinopteri, Beloniformes, Belonidae. Gene Ontology annotation, cellular component: cytoplasm. Gene Ontology annotation, biological process: negative regulation of MAPK cascade; protein dephosphorylation. Gene Ontology annotation, molecular function: protein tyrosine/serine/threonine phosphatase activity; MAP kinase phosphatase activity.
AGCCGACACCUGCCCCCGAACCUUGGCCCCCCUCAGUGCGCUUGCUGCAAGCGGUCCAGUUCCGCUCGGGUAUGAAGAACAGACCCCGGCAGCUGGUGGAGACACCCCUGCGGACCGAAAGGACAUGUCCAGCUUCGAGGUGUCCCUGCAACAGCUCAACGACUUGCUGACGGACGACGGCAUUUACAGCUGGCCCUCCAAACACUUCAACGAGGUCUACCCGAGGAUCUACGUGGGGGAUGCAUUUCUGGCAACGAACGUGAUGCGUUUGAAGCGUCUCGGUAUCACACACAUACUGAAUGCCGCAGAGGGAAACUCCCUCAUGCACGUCAACACCAGCGCCGAAGUCUACGCCGACACCGGCAUCAUCUACCACGGCUUUCCAGCCAGCGACACCGACCACUUCGACAUCAGCGUUUUCUUCGAGGGCGCGGCAGACUUCAUCGAGAAGGCUCUGGCAUUCAAGAAUGGAAAAGGUAAAGUGUACGUUCAUUGCCGGGAAGGCUACAGCCGCUCGCCUACCUUGGUUAUUGCCUAUCUGAUGCUUCGCCAGAAGCUGGACGUUCACACGGCUCUGGCCACGGUGCGACGGAAGAGGGAGAUUGGACCCAAUGAUGGCUUCCUCCGGCAGCUCUGUCAGCUCAACCAGAGGUUGGUGGGUGAGGAAAAGCUGUGGAACCAAUGAGGGAAUAAAAAAAAGCAGGUAAAUCCACCUCAGUACAGUUUAAACUGAGCAAAGUUCUGUUCUGACAACAGCAAAUGGAAUAAACUUGUGUAGCGCUGAAGCGGACCGCCCAGAGAGCUGUCUGCUUUAAAUGUUCCUGCUGGUCUACAAAGACCUGAAUGGUCUUGGACCAAAAUACAUAGUUGAUCUGUUAGUUCCUAUGAAGCUCCCAGACCCCUGAGCUUCAUCUGGAUCUGUUAGUUCCUAUGAAGCUCCCAGACCCCUGAGCUUCAUCUGGAUCUGUUAGUUCCUAUGAAGCUCCCAGACCCCUGAGGUUCAUCUGGAUCUGUUAGUUCCUAUGAAGCUCCCAGACCCCUGAGGUUCAUCUGGAUCUGUUAGUUCCUAUGAAGCUCCCAGACCCCUGAGGUUCAUCUGGAUCUGUUAGUUCCUAUGAAGCUCCCAGACCCCUGAGCUUCAUCUGGAUCUGUUAGUUCCUAUGAAGCUCCCAGACCCCUGAGGUUCAUCUGGAUCUGGUUUGUUGUGGUUCCAGAACCAGAACCAAGCAAGGUUCAGCAGCGUUCAGUUAUUCUGCUCCUCACCGGUGGAACAAACUUCCUGUAGACCUGAGGUCUGCUCCAACUGUAGAUCCUUUAAAUCAGGCGUUUACUGAAGCUACUCUUAAAUUAAAUACUUACUUGCUGUAUUCUACUGCCCUUAUUUUUAACAACUUGUGCUUUUUAUUAUUUUACCUCUUUUCUUAUCCUUUUAUUUCAUUUUAUUUGUUAUUUAAGCGUACUCUUAAAUUAAAUAGUUUUUUAAAUAGUUUCUUUUUUUUCUUUAGUUUUUUUAGUCAAGUUAUGGAUACGCCCUGAAUGCAGGCAUUGUUACGGCAUUGUUUCCGUAGAAUUGUCAAUUUGGUCUGAUUCAUCGAAACAACUUGUGCUUUUUAUUAUUUUACCUCUUUUCUUAUCAUUUUAUUUAAUUUUAUUUGUUAUUUACUGUUUAAUUGUGUCUUGCCGCUUUUAAUGUUGAUGUAAAGCACUUUGAAUUACUUUGUGUUGAAUUGUGCUGUACAAAUAAACUCUC